This is a messenger RNA of Cordyceps militaris CM01, 1200 nucleotides long. RefSeq lists its product as uncharacterized. The transcript has a single exon. Lineage: Eukaryota; Fungi; Ascomycota; Sordariomycetes; Hypocreales; Cordycipitaceae. The record is from RefSeq and is a predicted model, not a curated record. The coding region runs from base 1 to 1200 and encodes 399 amino acids.
AUGGCCCAUGUCAAGAAACAACCAACAGUUCGUAGCCGCUAUACUCGACCUGCGCAUCCAGAAGCUCCCCUUACUUCUGGAGGAGAGGAAUCGAAGAAGAUCCGCCUGCGCCACCCUGGCUAUGCCGACUCUGAUAAUAUCCUCAUUUCGCUCGUCGCGCUUGAUGAUGGUGGCCUCCACCACGAGACGGCACGCGUGGCCUGUGCUGUGCUCGCAGAUUUUCGAUGGAACGGCUACUUAUCCCUGACAACAACAGGCGAGCCGAUCGAAGAGGGCUCAGACGAUAUACUGACCGAGGGCAACUAUUACUUUCACGUGCCCGACUUGCCUAAAUACGACGUCGUCGCCAACUUUGACAGUUGUAUUUUUCCUCAUGGCAGACUGCCGCCGUCAUGGCUGUCUCCCUUGCUGCGACUCCCGAACGCCAUCGAUCAACCUCGCGAGACAAGCUGCAAUAAUGUCGUGCUUACUCGUGACGUUUCAUGCCGCGUGACGAACGCCACACUCUGUACAGAAGGCGCGCAUCUUCUUCCAAAGUCUGAAGAAUCAUGGUAUACGAAGAAUUCCAUGUUCCAAUACUCUGCCUGGGAAGAAAAAGGAACACCGGAUGAUCCCAGAAACGUGAUACUACUUCGAUCCGACGCCCAUACUCUCUUUAACGCAAAGCGCCUCUUGAUUGUACCAAAAAGGGAUAAGUGGUUGACACACGUCCUGUACGGAAAGCCUCAGGAUGAACUCGCGCAAUCCUUUCACAACAUCCAUCUGCAACCGCUUACGGAUAUCUCGGUGGAAUUCCUAUUCGCGCGGUUCGUCUGGACAAUCCACGCUCUCAGCACCUUCACGCUUUCAGGCGGUAAGCGGGCAUUGCUAGUGCUGAAAGCUGGCGAAACGCAAAGGCAACGGAUCGAGGUCACAGGGAUGCAAUACAAAACUGAGCUCACGGCACGUUCAAAGACAGCAAGUCGGACCCCAAGCCCUAAUAAACGUCGCCGGGAUGACACAGGUAUAGAAGCCGCUAUGUCUCAGGAUUUCGAUGAUCAAGAGAGAGGUCGGCCACGGAAGAGGAGAAUGUCAUCCGAAACUGCAUCUACAGUAUCCCUCGAGGAAUACGAACAAUAUGCAUCAGUGUUUAUUUCACUUGCGAACAGUGACGAGGAGGAAAUCGGGUGUAAUGUCACUACCACCCAAGGUCCCUUUUAA